CAACUUAGCCACAUCCAAUUGUUGAGAGAGUUAAUUUCUUUAACUUUCAAAAUAUGGCCAAGUUUGGUGCAUCCUCAAUUGCCCUUGUUCUCACAUUGAACAUUCUUUUCUUCACUAUGGUUAGUUCCACUUAUGUCCCAUGUCCACCACCCCCACACCACAAAUCACACCCCAAACCCCACCCUACCCCUACCCCCACCCCCUCUACCCCCUCCACCCCAUCAUCAAAGGGAAAGUGCCCAAAGGACACACUAAAGCUAAAUGCUUGUGCCAAUUUGCUAAAUGACUUAGUGCACCUUGUUAUUGGAAGUAGCCCAGCCAAGACUAAAUGUUGCUCUUUAAUUCAUGGACUUGCUGAUCUUGAUGCUGCUGUUUGUCUUUGCACUGCCCUUAAAGCUAAUGUGUUGGGAAUUAAUCUAAAUGUUCCACUUUCCCUCAGCUUGUUACUCAACAAUUGUGGCAAAUAUGUCCCUAAGGACUUCCAAUGUGCAUAA
Molecule: messenger RNA, 494 nt
Organism: Solanum verrucosum
Lineage: Eukaryota; Viridiplantae; Streptophyta; Magnoliopsida; Solanales; Solanaceae
Product: 14 kDa proline-rich protein DC2.15-like
Exons: 2
Coding region: 54-494 (146 amino acids)
Source: RefSeq, a predicted model, not a curated record